Cooperia oncophora is the source of this 597-nucleotide messenger RNA. The record is from the annotation of a GenBank genome assembly. NCBI's taxonomy places the organism in Eukaryota, Metazoa, Nematoda, Chromadorea, Rhabditida, Trichostrongylidae.
AUGAAAAUUGCCAUUGCUCUGCUUUUCGUUGCGGUUUUCGUUGCAGCUCACAGAGCUCGUCAUGGUUACAGACAUCACUUGAAAACUCCUUUACCACCGUACACCAACAUUGUUGGUCGAGAGGCAAAAGAGGAUUACCUCGAUAUAUAUUUCAAUCUCAAACUGAGCCGACGCCAGCAGAAGAGGCUUAUUGAAAAAUGGGCACAAAAACACGGAAUUCUGGAGGAAGUGAAGCGUUUCAACGCCGAAAUGGAAAAGAAUGCGAGGAAGGCUAGGACGGGUUUCACCAUGCGCGUCGACGAAGUAAUACCGACACUACCGAUUGCUCUGAAAAACUACACAACUGUUAUGGACAAUCAAGAUCUGCCUAUAGAGGAGAUGAUCCAGAAAAUGCAAGCGAUGGAAGCUGAACACCCAGAGGCCUACCUAUUGCUAAAAUUUGUCAUGGCGCGAGUCAUGGCGCAACUACCUUUACACGACGCACGACCUUAUCCACACGAAGGCAGCCAUAGUCCACACGGUGAUGAACGGCAUGGUGAGCAUGACUUGUAUGGUCCACAGGAAAUCCACGGAAUGGGUGGACAACGUGGUUGGUGA